Molecule: messenger RNA, 618 nt
Organism: Pyrenophora tritici-repentis Pt-1C-BFP
Lineage: Eukaryota; Fungi; Ascomycota; Dothideomycetes; Pleosporales; Pleosporaceae
Source: RefSeq, a predicted model, not a curated record
AUGCCAAUAUGCAUAUCCUGCCGCACCCUCGUGCGCACACUCUAUACGACCUACUCCAAAGCCGACGACCGCGCACUCGGCAAAGGCGUGCGCCUAACGCAAUGUCCCGUAUGCAAGAAAUUCGCGGAUAAAUACGUCGAACACGAUUUUGUAAUCUUGUUCAUCGACCUGGUCCUUAUAAAGGCCGAGGUGUAUCGGCACUUGUUGUUUAAUCGGCUGGGGAGGGAUGAUGAGAAGUUUGAUCGAUCAAUCCUCCGCCUAGGAAUCCUCCUUCUCCUCUUCGACGUCUACCUAACCUGGGCCCGCAUCGAAAAACUUCCCUUACCACCCACCUCGCCGCACCACCCUUCCUCCUUCUCCGAUCCGACCCAAAACACCACAUCACUCACCCCCACACCAAUAACCAACGCCCAAUUCCUACAGUCAUACCCCCUCGGCCUCCAAUACCUCUUCUUCCUGCUCCUCGUAACCCUCUCCACACUAGCCUUCCACCUCCCCAUCCGCCUCCUCUGCGCCGCGAACCCACCGUCCCCCUUACGCACCCUCUGGCGUAAAGCGAUUCCCUACUUCCCACACGCUACGCCCCUGUCCACGGCGCUGCUGCGCGACGGCAGUUAG